AUGACCCAACAAGUCCAACAUGGAUCAAACAAUUCCCACAAGGAUCCAACAAGUCCCACAAGGACCAAAGAAGUCCCACAAGGACCAAAGAAGUCCAACAAGGACCCAACAAGUCCCACAAGGACCCAACAAGUCAAACAUGGACCCAACAAGUCCAACAAGGACCAAACAAGUCCAACAUGGAACCAACAAGUCCAACAAGGACCCAACAAGUCCAACAUGAACCCAACAAGUCCAACAAGGACCCAACAAGUCCAACAUGGACCCAACAAGGACCCAACAAGUCCAACAAGGACCCAACAAGUCCAACAUGGACCCAACAAGUCCAACAUGGAACCAACAUGUCCAACAAGGACCCAACAAGUCCAACAUGGACCCAACAUGUCCAACAAGUCCAACAUGGACCCAACAAGUCCAACAAGGACCCAACAAGUCCAACAAGAAGGGAACAAGCCCAAAGCCCGCAACACAAUGAACCAGCACUGCACAAGGCAACAGCACAACUUUAUUGUGUCAGACAACUAG
Molecule: messenger RNA, 525 nt
Organism: Haliotis rufescens (red abalone)
Lineage: Eukaryota; Metazoa; Mollusca; Gastropoda; Lepetellida; Haliotidae
Product: myb-like protein V
Exons: 1
Coding region: 1-525 (174 amino acids)
Source: RefSeq, a predicted model, not a curated record